UGCAUCAGAAGGAGGCAACGCUGAUAUCUCCAAGGGGUCCUUAGACCUGAGGCUGUUGUCCUCCUGCCCCUCUGCCCACAGCCUCCUACCAAGCUGGUCUCUUUUAAUGGUUGGCACUGGCCACCGCGGCCCUGAUUACUGCCCACACAGACACAGCCUGAUGAUCACUGGUGCCAUGGGAGCGGUGCGAGUCAACAGAUACAGCAUCGUAGCCACCGAUGAAGACCACUUCAAGAUCUCCACCCUGGGCCUCCACAAUGGCCAUGGUCCCCUGAUGCACCACAAUAUGACUGGGAGGGGUAUGGGGGGCGGAGGAGGUGGUGGUGGUGGAGGAGGAGGAGGGUCAGAAGGAGGAGGAGGCGGCAGCUCGUUAGCCCUGCGAGCAACAGAGCCUGUCCACAACGGCCGCCAGAUCUCCACGACGGGGCCCAACCAUGUCCGGAGCCGCUUCGUGAAGAAGAACGGCCAGUGCAACGUGGUUUUCCACAACAUGGAAGACAAGACGAAACACUACCUGGCCGACAUAUUUACCACCUGCGUGGACAUCCGCUGGCGUUACAUGCUGCUCCUCUUCACCUCUACCUUCCUGCUCUCCUGGUUCCUCUUCGGGGUGGUCUUCUGGGGAGUGGCCCUGGCCCAUGGGGACUUCGACCUUCGACCCGGCCUGGGAGAGGGGCCUCUGGCCGGCUUGGAGGGAGGAGGGGUGGAGUGGAAGCCCUGCAUCCUACACGUCCAAGGCUUCGUAGGGGCGUUUCUCUUCUCCAUAGAGACCCAGACCACCAUUGGGUAUGGGUUCCGCUGCGUCACCGAGGAGUGUCCGGCAGCGGUGGCUACGGUGGUGGUCCAGUCCAUUGUGGGCUGUAUCAUCGACUCCUUCAUGAUCGGAACCAUCAUGGCCAAGAUGGUUCGACCUAAGAAGCGGGCGCAGACCUUGCUGUUYUCRCACCACGCGGUAAUCUCCAUGCGGGACGGGAAGCUGUGCCUGAUGUUUCGCCUGGGGAACAUGAGGAAAAGCCACAUCGUGGAGGCUCACGUCCGGGCGCAGCUCAUCCGGCCGCACGUCACCGCCGAAGGCGAGUACCUCCCCAUGGAGCAGACGGACAUCGACGUGGGCUACGAUGAGGGCCUGGACCGCCUCUUCCUGGUGUCUCCGCUGGUCGUGGUCCACGAGAUCAA
Molecule: messenger RNA, 1176 nt
Organism: Salvelinus sp. IW2-2015
Lineage: Eukaryota; Metazoa; Chordata; Actinopteri; Salmoniformes; Salmonidae
Product: inward rectifier potassium channel 4
Biological process (GO): regulation of monoatomic ion transmembrane transport; potassium ion import across plasma membrane
Cellular component (GO): plasma membrane
Molecular function (GO): inward rectifier potassium channel activity
Source: RefSeq, a predicted model, not a curated record